This is a messenger RNA of Phytophthora nicotianae INRA-310, 237 nucleotides long. RefSeq lists its product as hypothetical. The record is from RefSeq and is a predicted model, not a curated record. The coding region runs from base 1 to 237 and encodes 78 amino acids. The transcript has a single exon. Lineage: Eukaryota; Oomycota; Peronosporomycetes; Peronosporales; Peronosporaceae.
AUGGGGGAGCUGGCACUCCCUUCACGUCUUGCCUGGUGUAUUAAGCAAAACACAAACUGUUACUCUUUCUAUUCUACUACGCUAUCUGCCAGCUCGGACCAACAAGCCUCUCAACCAGCCAUUCACUCGAAGGUUGGCAGUGUCAACCCUGCCACUGCCGAUGAGCUGUAUGAGGCUAUCCAACCUCUAAACCCACUACAGGCAACGGUCCCCAGCUUGUCGUUUGAAGUGAGCUGA